Molecule: messenger RNA, 525 nt
Organism: Penicillium robsamsonii
Lineage: Eukaryota; Fungi; Ascomycota; Eurotiomycetes; Eurotiales; Aspergillaceae
Exons: 1
Coding region: 1-525 (174 amino acids)
Molecular function (GO): zinc ion binding
Source: RefSeq, a predicted model, not a curated record
AUGAAUAUGAUACCUACUCCUAACAUGUUCAUUGAUCAACUGAUCACAGAAUUGGGAAAUUCAAAUCUAAAACCAUUGAUGUUAACAUUACACUGCCUAUUCCCAAAUGACUUUCUCCCUGCCCUUGAUAUCCUCGACCGCAAACUAGUACGUCGAAUUAGAUCGGAUUGUGCAGAAAUAGAGGAUAUCUUCAUCGUGAUAUCUGCAGCACCUUCAUCCCCAUCCCAAAAGGGCUACGAGGUUCGGCUGCGUGCCUGGAAUUGCAGCUGUCCUACAUUCACCCUGUCUGCAUACCGAGAUCAACCCCCGGCGAAUCAUCCGGCAAACGAACGAAAUCAGUUGCCCUACUCAUUUGGCGGAACUGUGGCUCGUGGUAUGGCUCGGGUGUCACCUCCUACCUGCAAACAUAUCCUAGCCUGUAUUCUGCAUACACGGUGUCCUGAGCUGUUCGGGGUUGACGGGGAUGGCAGAUUCGCCGUUUCCAUGGAGGAAUUGGCGGGCUGGUGUGCUGGCUGGGGUGGUUGA